CUCUCACCCGAGUCCGGUGUUAUCCGCGUAUCUCUCUGAUCCCCUGAAGCAGUAUAACCCACCACGACCGCUCCACUUCACUCCCCCGAGGUCCGCUGGAUGUCUUCCUUCCUCCAUCUCCUCUAAACCCCGACUGAACAUCCUCACUAAGCAUCUUCACUAAAGAUGAAAGUUUUGGCACCCUUAGCUGUCUCUGCUAUCAAGUGAACGUUUGCACAUGUUUUGUGCAAGGUGCCAAUAAUUUUAGCGUGGACUGCACGCCAUUAAAUGGUGUGUAGGGAUCGUUGUGCACUCCAUGUUUAAAUAUAAGUGCACUUCUUAGUGUACAGGACACUGUAGUUCCAGUAGAAAGUAGUGCACUUAUAAAGCUAAGACGGAGUUGAAUAGAUAAAUAAGUGUCUAACAGACACUGAAUAUGGUGGACGUUGUUUUCUGUACACUGUCUAGUGCACUCGGUUUAACAGCUCGGAUUAAUCUUCCUGCUCUCUGUGUAAGUGCACUACAUAGGGAAUGAAAGAGCCUUUAAACCAAACUGUAGCUUUACUGGGCGGCCAUCUUGGAUUCAGAGUGUCUGAAAUGACCCCUACACCCUAUCUAGUGUUUAAUAGGUGUCUGGAAUUUUAGCAAUUUACCCCUUAAAUAAGUGCACACUACCUUACCUGGCUUGGGUAUGAAAUGACCCCUACACCUUUAUUUUGGUUUCCAGUAGGGGAGGUAUUUGGGACACAGCCCCAAGACCUAAAAUAAGUGAAGUGCCUAGGGUAUGAAAUGGCCCCUGCACCCGUGUUCAGUAGGGAGGUAUUUGGGACACAGCCCCGAGGCAGUGUUAUUUCCUGUUUCCUGUGUGUCACAGUCGGGAAGCCGGAUGUGGAAUUCCAGACGCCGGCCGUGUCGGAGAAGUUCCAGGGCCGAUUCGGAUGGAGGCCGAGAGCUGAGAGCGAGACGGAUGCUGGAGCGAAGACCACAGACAGCACGGAGGCAGAAUUGUGCAGUCCGUCCUUCCAGCCGAUCCGGAGUCAGAUUCCGAUCCCCACCGCUCAUGUCAUGCCCUCCACGGCCCACAGUCCUUUGCAGCGACCCACAGACUCCCGCUCCAGCUCCUCCGGCUCCAGAUCGUCCCUCUGUAAAUCCGCAUCGUCCCCGAAUCUGGAGGCGCAGGACGGGGGUGGAGUCAAACAGGACUGCCUGAGUCGCUACCGCAGCCUCGUCAACGGGUUAGACCACUCGCUGUUCCCCGGAGCGGACCACAACCACACCCGGCUGGACGAGGGGCAGGGCUUCGACACGCCCCCCGUGGAGCCGACUCUGAACCAGUCCGGGCUGCUCGGGGGAUUCGGACCCGACGUCAGGAUGAAGCUCCACAUGACCGGGCUCGGAGAUGGCGCCGAAUAUCGGGCCGAUGCCUUCCGUAACGCUUUGGAUCAGACGUAUAAGGUGUUGCCCGAAGCCAGAACAGGAAUUCCGUCCGCCUCGGAGUCGUACGGCAAAGCGAAGGCACAUCCGGGUGAAAACAUGGCCGACUGGCAGCAGAAAUUCGAGAGUCUGCGAAUGCAGGUGGAGCACAUGCAGGAAAAUAAUCAACUUUGGAGUGGUGACAGUGACUCCGCUUCAUCACACCAGCCUGUAGUUGAUGAUUUUCCUCUAAAUGCACAACACACACAGUGGAGCGGUCAGUACUCGUCUCCGUAUCCGGCUCCUCUGCUGUCUGAAAGCGGGAAAUGGGAGGCGGUGAUGAAGGCCAACGAGAGUCUGCUGAAGGAGAAGGAGCUCAUCAUUGACAGGCAGAAGCAGCAGCUGUAUCAGCUCGAGCAGCGUCUCAGAGAGAGCGAGUUACAGAUCCACGGAGCUCUGAUAGGACGAGGAGCGCCGUUCACUGACGUCUGUCUGCUCAGACUGCAGGAGGCGCAGCGCGAGAACGCUUUCCUUCGCGCCCAGUUUGCCGAGCGCAGCGACUCGUUUGCUCAGGAGAAGCUGGAGGCGGACCGGCGUCUGGGAGCCGUGGAGGCGGAGACUCAGCGUCUGAGCGAGAGUCUGAAGGAGAGCGCGGAGAAACACGUCGAGGAACUGAAAAAGCAGGAGGAGAGAAUCCGUAACCGAGACAAGCACAUCACCAACCUGAAGAAGAAAUGUCAGAAGGAGGCGGAGCAGAACCGAGAGAAACAGCAGCGCAUCGAGACGCUGGAGCGUUACCUGGCCGACCUUCCCACCAUGGAGGACUACCAGAGCCAGAGGAAACGGCUGGAGGCAGCAGAGCAGAAGGUGGAUGAGCUGCAGGGAUUGGUGGAGGAGCUGGAGGCUCAGCUGAAGGAGGUGCGAGCAGCCAAUCGCGCUAAAGACGGACAACUGGAGGAACAAAACCACAGAGAGAGGGAGCUGCUCGCUACAGUCACUAGCCUGCAGGCCCGAGUGCAGGAGGGGUUGGACGAUGGAGCUCGGUUGCCGUCUCUGGACGUUGAGAAGCUCCGUGAGGAAAACGCCUCUCUGAAAGAAGAGCAGCAGAAACUCAGAAAGGUUAUCGAGAAGCAGCUGAGGAUGACGGAGCAGCUCGGCUCGCAGAUCAGGAGUGUGCAGCAGCAGCUAGCGGAGGAGGAGAGCAGCGGUCAGGCUCUGAGAGACGAGCUGAACUCGAAAGAUCAGCAGCUGCUGCAGUUACGCUCGGCUGUGAAGGAGCUGUCUGCACAGAACCAGGAGCUGAUGGAGCAGAGUGUGUGUCUGCGUGAGCGUCUGCAGGCCGAGUCGAGUGUGUGUGAUGUGCGACUCGCUCAGCAGCUGCUCGAUGAAAUGGCGUCGUGUCUGUCUGACCUGCGCUCCCUCUGCAGCGUCCUCACACACACCGCACACGGCCGAGACCCCAACCUGUCCCUGCUGCUGGGGAUCACCGCCCCUGCUGUAUCGGAGGCGUGUGAUGAUUGGCGAAAUCCUGCAGUUCUACAGAAGAAACUCCAGGAGGCGCUGCAGCUGAGACGAGACGUGGAGGACCUGCGGAACACCGUGUCGGACCGCUACGCCCAGGACAUGGGGGAGAACUGCACCACACAGUAACGCAGAACCCACAGAACCCGAACUGCUCCACACAAGAACUGGCAGAAACCCAGAAGAGUUUAUAGAAGAACUGGCAGAACCAGAGCUCCAACCUACAGUAUAAAAACUGAAACUAACGAGAACCAGGAGAACGUGUGGAACCUAACCCCAGACUGAAUUCAUUACUUUUUUUUUUUUCUUCCUCGCUCUAGAAGGGCUAACGAAGCUAAUGCUAAUAACACUACACUACUAUUUUUCUAUAAAAGACUUUAUAUUAUUCUUUUUCUAACGUCUUCGGAACCCUGAGGUUCUUUGUGCAGCAGAAACAGUGUUGUUAAACGCUAACGUUCCUGCGUGUUCAGGAACGAACGUGAUGUGGUUGACACUCAACUGAUGAUAUUUUAAACGUUGUUGUUUUUUUUGUUUUUUUCUUCGCUACAGUAACACACGAGGUGUGACGGACCUGCCGUUAUUUGAGACGGUGGCGUUUGUAGUCGAGGCCGAUUAAAUGCUCCCUGCCCUCAUCUCUGCUCGCUCACUCGUCUAACGACCAGAGAGCGACACCCGCGUCUGUAAUUACAGGCGGAGAACCUUCCAUUAAAACCUCGUUUAUGAACACUAUGCACACUAUCCGGAAACUCGUUACUUUUCCUUAGAACAUUCCGUCACCUUUAUAGAACACUUUACAGAGACGACACUAGUACAGAGAUGGGGCUUCACUCGAGUGAUUCACUGAUUUGAUUCUUUUCAACUUCAGCGAGUUGAUUCAUUUAUUCAGUUCACCGCUCACAAACGAAUCCUGAAACAUCAACACUACAAAUCUCUAGAAGAACCCGAGUUCACAUCCCUAAAAAUUAAAAAAUAAAGAGAAACAUUUUUAAGUUCAUAUGCAGUGUUUUGAUUCGGUCAUGCUUAUGAACCGACUCACUGAACUGAAUCGUUCAAAAGAGCCAUUUAGAUUUGCUUACAAGAAUCAUCUCAAAAGAAUCCCUCGUCACUCGAUCGGUAGAUUUAAAGAUGCUCGCUGUAUACGAUACGUAUCAUUUUUGCGAGAUUUAAGUCUGCGUAAGAACUCGGAAGUUAACGUGCACUACUAAAACCUUUUCAAAAAGGGAAAAGAAAUACAGUUUUAAUGGUUUUCAGUUCAGUGAUUUUUAAAUAGUUACAAAAUGUUGAUAAAAUUAGUCAAAUAAGAACCAGGAAGCAAAUUUAUAUACUGUUUUUUAAAAAAAAAAAAAAAAAAAAAAUUUAAUAAAAGCUAUAAACGAUGAUCGCCGGUGAUCUUCAGUCUGUGUGACUGUAGUGAAUUCUUUCCGACUCUGUUCUUCUCCAGAUGAUGGCGUAAUAUUCUCAGAAAACAAAAACAACAAACGACUUGCGCAAUGACUCAAUCCCGUCAUCAUCCUCCUAUUUCUCAAUAUUCGUAAGAUAUUGUUGCGCGAUUAAUACAGAUUGUGAUCACUUUCCAACGUGAGCGAAUGAACGUGGUCAUUAUAUUUAUAUUUAUUGGAUGUCAGAGUAAACAACCUGCGCAGAACAUGGCGUGUUUCCGUAGCCUCCAGUUCAGCAUGCUAACGGCGUGUGUGUAAAUGAGAUGAUGAGAGGCACGCGGUCGCCUCCACGCGCGAGCUUUGGAAUGAUGUGUACAUUUGGGUUGAAGUUUUUUUCCUUUGCGUGUAGUUACAGUCGUUGUAAAUAACUCGAGGACGGAACUAAAAAACCGUGGUGUGUGUCGUGAAAAUAUCUUUCCACUCUGUGUCCGUGCGAGUGUUGUCUUUUCUUCCCGUGAUGUCUGACGCGUUUGGCAGCGCGAUCAGCACGGUUUGAGUUUCUGCUUUUCUUUCUUCGUUCACCGUGUGAUGAAGGCUUUAGUUUCAUAUUUCAGACAGGAGAAAUGACUUUGUACUUUUCUUCCCCCAGAGAGUCUUCCAGAUGUUGUUCACAGUUCAGUACUGUAAGCGUUCAUUUCCCCGGCCAGUGAGCCUCCGCCUCGCCCUGACGCUAAAAUAAAAGUGUUUGUUCGUUCAUGACUUUUUAAGAAAUAAAGGUUUUUCUCUCAGACGA
Ictalurus furcatus (blue catfish) is the source of this 5085-nucleotide messenger RNA. It is a transcript of the gene cep85, whose product is annotated as centrosomal protein 85. The transcript is spliced from 13 exons. The record is from RefSeq and is a predicted model, not a curated record. NCBI's taxonomy places the organism in Eukaryota, Metazoa, Chordata, Actinopteri, Siluriformes, Ictaluridae. Bases 769 to 3042 code for a protein of 757 amino acids. Gene Ontology annotation, cellular component: centrosome.